CUCGCACGUUGUUUCCGACGCCGUUGAAAAGACUCAGAUCAGAGUUUGCAGCUUGUGCCUUCGUUUUGUGCUCGCUACCAUUGUGAACAAGUCCCCACAGGUGACCUCGUUUUUUUCUCGUGCGGUGCAAUUCGACCAUCAGGAUAGGCUUUUUCGAGCUCGCCGACGUGCUUUUCCGAGACGUCGUCAUCAUUUCUUUCCUCUCCCCAGUCCGGACCGUCCGGCUGCCCCGGUCGCUUUCCGACACCCAACGGUUAUAAAAGCACUGCGAACUUCUGGGUCCCCCCAAUCUUCACCCAUCCUCGUCCCUCAGUUCUCAACAAUCUGGCAGGUUCCAGUCUUCGGCAGGCCCGUCGCAUAGAAGCAUAAAUUUCCCUCGUCUUCCGUACAUAUUCAUUCCAGCAAGAUGAAGUUUACAUCUGCCCUCACGGCGUUGAUCGCCGCAACCAGUGUCAUUGCCGCGCCUGCCAUCCCCCGUCGCGGCAUCGAAAUCGGCGAUACCCAAAUCACAUUCGUCGACCAGAUCGCCUCCCCCGUCGGGGCCAACUUCAACGUCAACUUCAAGGGAUACGUGACUAAGACCGUCUCCCAAUCCACCGUCGAGACUGUCUUCCGUCUCCUCGCGUUCCUCUUCCCCGGCGAGCAGGACUCUGAGAUUCUCGACGAGCGCAUCAAACUUUUCACGCGUGUCGGUCUUCCUCUCACCCAGGUCGACGUCUCUCUGCCCUUGGGAUCAGGUGCCACCAGCACCGUCAAUGUCGGACGCACCGACCAAACCGGAAAGUUCUCUGUGGCUAAGGUCCUCGACCUCACCGCCGCCGAUGAGACUGACGGCCUCAUCGAGUUCACUGCGAACGGUUUCUCUCCCGCCCAAACCAUUGGCGGACGCACCUUUGUCCUCAAGGCCAACGGCGUGUCGGUCUUUUCCGACAUUGACGACACCAUCAAGUUCUCCGAAGUCAACAGCAAGACCAAGCUCCUCGAGCACACCUUCUUGAGGCCCUUCACCGCCGUUCCCGGCAUGGCUUCUCUCUACCAGAAGAUCAACUCUGAGCUUUCGGCCAAGAACUUGAACCCCACCUUCCACUACCUGUCCCGAUCCCCUUGGAACUUGUUCGCUCCCCUCGCCCAGUUGCUCAAGGACAACCUCUUCCCCCAGGGGCAGUUCAUCCUCCGCGACCUGUCCGCGUUCGACCUCAGCCUCAUCAAGUUCAUCACCGAGGGCGCUGACUACAAAACUGACCGCAUCAAGGAGUUCUUUGCUCUUUUCCCAACGAGGAAGUUGAUCCUUAUCGGAGACAGCACCGAGCAGGACCCCGAAUCCUACGCCGCGGCCUACAAGCUCAGCCCCAACAGCAUCACCUGCAUCGCCAUUCGCAUCGUCACCGGCGUCGAUGCCAAGAAGGAAGCUGGACAGAUUGCACCUAGCCGUUUCGAGAAUACCUUUGCUGGUAUCCCUCGCUCCAAGUGGAUCACUUUCACCGACCCCAGCCAGAUUGACGCCGCCUUCCUCGCCAAUGGCAACUGCCGCAAAUAGAUUGCGCGUUCUGAUGUAACAUAUUCGAAUCCAUACCAUACCCCCCCGCGGAAGACUCAUAUACAGCUCUUAGGUCUCCAUAAUCCCUAUAAUAGCUAAUCAUUCCAUUCCAUGAUAUCGAGCAAAGUGCUAUAAUGUAUAGAGCCUUGCACUCUCGUACGCUUGGUAGUACUGUAUCAUAGAACCCCCAGUUCAUUCACCUGUAACUGUAAAUACAUAUGUGAU
Fimicolochytrium jonesii is the source of this 1762-nucleotide messenger RNA. RefSeq lists its product as uncharacterized. Gene Ontology annotation, molecular function: phosphatidate phosphatase activity. The transcript has a single exon. NCBI's taxonomy places the organism in Eukaryota, Fungi, Chytridiomycota, Chytridiomycetes, Spizellomycetales, Powellomycetaceae. Gene Ontology annotation, cellular component: actin cortical patch. The record is from RefSeq and is a predicted model, not a curated record. Bases 407 to 1537 code for a protein of 376 amino acids.